This is a messenger RNA of Hyposmocoma kahamanoa, 996 nucleotides long. RefSeq names its product NADH dehydrogenase [ubiquinone] 1 alpha subcomplex subunit 13 (gene ND-B16.6). The record is from RefSeq and is a predicted model, not a curated record. Bases 13 to 474 code for a protein of 153 amino acids. NCBI's taxonomy places the organism in Eukaryota, Metazoa, Arthropoda, Insecta, Lepidoptera, Cosmopterigidae. The transcript is spliced from 3 exons.
CAAAUCACAAAAAUGGCUGAGUUUUGUCAGGUAGCCCGAAAACAGGAUUUGCCUCCUCCGGGAGGCUAUCAACCAAUAAGAUAUAAAAGAAAUCCAGCGAAAACAUUAUUUAGUGGUUAUGCUUUGUUUGCUGGGUUUACGGCGGUGACGAUCGGUGGUUUAUACUUGUACUACAUAAACUACAAGAAAAUCUUGAAACAUGAGAUUGAACUGCGUUCGAGUAAAAUGGCAAUAUACCCAAUGCUGCUGGCUGAGAGAGACAGAGAAUACUUGAAGCAGCUGCGCAGGAACCGCGACGCGGAGAGAGAGCUCAUGAAAGAUGUCAAAGGAUGGGAGGUAGGCACUUACUAUGGAGAACGUGUUUACAAGCUCAUCCCCCCUGACCAGCUGGUGGAACCAAUAUUCCAUGAGUACUAUGCUCACUGCGACCCCAAAGCUUGGUUCCAGAGAGCCUACAUCAAGCUGAGGAGUUAAAUACUUAUUUGACAUGCUUGCUGGGGUCACAAUGUGAAUACAAUACAUGGAAGUUAUUUAGUGAAGACUGUUAUGUAACAGUUGCCGCAACUAACAUGAAGUGUGAAUACUUUGUGGUAUUUGAUGUAAAGAAAUCUAUAUUGACUGUCAACUACAUGGCUAUUGAGUGGGUAACUUUGGACAGCCCAAUAUUAACGUGACCCCAGCAUUAUUUGCCAUUUGCAGUUACGCAUUUUCAUAUAAAUUACAACUGCAGGCUAACCAUGUAAGGGGAAGGAUAGCCUGGUGUCAUUGACGUUGUUUUUCCCUUACGCCAGCUAAUUUCAAAAACCAAAUAGGUGUUAUAUAGAAAAAUCGUACAGUGAAAAUUACUGCAAGUGGCAAUUUUUUGCUUCUUUUCAUUCAUUAAGGUAUUUUUGUUCACUGGUGUAGUCUAAUUGAAACUGCUUGUCAAAACUGAGUUGAAAAGAAUUGUUAAUUUAUGUAGUUUUAUUUACUUAUGAAUAAAGAAAUGUAUAGUAA